Zophobas morio is the source of this 1181-nucleotide messenger RNA. Its product is annotated as hepatocyte growth factor-regulated tyrosine kinase substrate-like. The record is from RefSeq and is a predicted model, not a curated record. The transcript is spliced from 5 exons. Gene Ontology annotation, cellular component: early endosome. The coding region runs from base 40 to 1056 and encodes 338 amino acids. Gene Ontology annotation, molecular function: ubiquitin binding; phosphatidylinositol binding. NCBI's taxonomy places the organism in Eukaryota, Metazoa, Arthropoda, Insecta, Coleoptera, Tenebrionidae. Gene Ontology annotation, biological process: endocytic recycling; receptor internalization.
UAAAUAGUGCUGGUGUUAACUAAGCAGCAAAAAUUUGACAUGUCUCGAUCUGAAGACAUUUUUCACAAAUUGUUAAGUCAGUCCACCAGCCCUUCGCUAAGAGAACCAGACUGGAUUAGAAUUGUACAGUUAUGCGAUUUAAUUGUCAAAGGUUUUGUAGAUACGAAAUUUGCCCUUAUGGCUAUAAAAGCAAAACUUCUAGCGGGAAAUGAACGCAUCAGUUUGCAUGCUCUUUGCAAUCUUGACUCCAUGGCUAAAAACUGCGGUCCAGCAUUUCGCGAGGAAUUAGCUGAUUCAAUCUGUGCCGUACUCUAUACGGUUACCACAACUACAACUCACAAAAGCGUUUUUAAAAGAAUUUUGGAAUUGCUAGAAACUUGGAGUACUACUUUUCGGGACAAUCCAAAAUAUGUCGUUUUCCGAGAUUUCCUUCGUUUAUUGCAGUCCAGUAGUUAUAGACCGUCAAUCUUCUGCGACCUGGACGACGUGAGAUGUGACAGACGUCCAUUCACAUUGAAUACAGCAAGAAAAUAUCGCUGCACAUGUUGCGGAAAUUUUUGUUGUGAAGCUUGUAGUCGCUCUUAUAAUUUCGUAUUUUGUGAAGAAAAUGAUAGCGGAAGAAUCUGUGAUGGCUGUUACAAUUGUGGCUUUGGUACAACUAAUAUAGCUUUAGAAGAACCGGAUGUGAACUUCAUCGAUGGGUUGUCUGAAGAGUUCAAACUACAGUUGGCGAUAGCUAUCAGCUUGUCAGGGGGUAAUGAUGCACAAGAGGGGGCACAUGGAGUAACUCAAUCGUCCCAAGAUACAACUGCUUUUCCACGCUUGUAUGAUGAAUCUUUAAAUUUGGACCAAGCUUCCGGGGAAUCACAACAAAUCCCUCCUCCAAAACCGGCAGUUUGUGUUAUUUGUCGAGGAAACCAAGCUCAGAACGCAUUUAUUCCAUGUGGUCACAAAGCGCUUUGCAGAGAAUGCACACCUAAUGUCAGGGAUAUGGUGCCAAAAAAAUGCGUACUUUGCAGAGAAUACUGGGUCGGCAUAUACACAAUAUAUGAAUAAUAAUGUAAUGCUUUAUUAUGUAAAUCAGAAAAAUAGAAUGUAAUAUAGCAGCUAAAUUAUUGUUAUGGUUAACAAGAAUAUUUAUACUCGUAAACUGACUUGACAUUUAAAUUUAUCAAGUCGUC